CUGUCCCCCCAUAGCAACCAGAGCUGUCCCCAACCCACUGGUGGCUCAUGAGGCCCGCGAGGCCAACCAUUCAUCAAGAAACAAGUUGGGUAAGAGAGUUCAUUUGGUUUAGAAUGGUUGUUUCUAUGCAGGUCGAACGAAGACAAGUUUGCAUGGGAAUCUUCUGUGAUUAAAGCUCGUUCAGACGGUGACAUCUAAUUCAGUGACAGUAGCUAGUGUCACACUAACGUCACGACACUGUGACAUUCAACUGUUCAGAUAAUGACACUGUUGUGRACGACAUUAGAUGUCACCGUGUGAACGAGCUUUUACUUUGCAUAUUUACGGCGUUAACGGCUCUUACACUGAGCCGUUAUUUCGUCUCACAAUUGCAUAAAGGCCAACAUUUGCCCUAGAGGCAAAGUUGUACAUUUUUUGAGCACUGUAUAUCCAAAGCGACGCUCUGAGCCGAUGCCUCCGAUACGCUACGCACUAAGAUACGAUUUGCGACGAGUGUGAGAGAGACGUAAGGAGUCGAAUGGGCUCGAGCGGCGCCGAUUGUUGCUCGCGUUAUACACUGAGGAAAAAUUGAGCUGAAAGCGCGAGAUUGCAAAAGUGAGCCACUGUGGUUGGUGGCAGAUUUUUUUUUUAAAUCGUGCUAAACUGUUGUUUAUCAGCGCACUUUUCCGGUGCGGUCGACCUUGCAAUGAAGAACCUCAUUAGUUAAUGCGCUCCUGAAUCCGAAGCAGUGGAGCGCGAUUAAUGGCCCAGUUUGUGCGUUUUCUCCCUUGUUGAUAAGUUCUAUAUUGUUGAGGCGGAUUCAUUUUUUUUACAAACUUUUUUUUGGUAAAAACCUUUUCCUUCGAUGGCGGCGAGUCCAGCUCCGAAUCGGAAAUGGGGUGCUCACGAAGCCGCCACAACUCGGACGUCCCCUCGUUGGGCCCCCCCAGCCAGUUCCUGCCUCAGCGCCACGACCUGAUCUCCCUGGUGGAGAAAGGGCGCAUGGGGAUGAGCAGCAACAGCUCCUGCUGCAGCUCCACCACCAGCUCGUUGGGGGAAAAACACGGAUUGGCUCCCACUAAGGUCACCGCUGAAGUCAAUGAGGCUCUCCGAAGAACACCCGAUCUGAGGGAGACUCGAAUCGACAAUCAGCUCUACUCCAAGGUGGAGAGCGCCAACCUGCCAGAGCCGGCCGACAUCAGCCGCAACCGGGACUGCAUUGUCGUUAUGCAUCCUGAAUGCGAAGAACGCGCAGAAGAUGUGGACGUCGAUGACACCAUCACGAUAGCCUGCGAAAUGGAGGCAAAAGAAACUGCAGAUCAAGGAGGACGGUUGAAUCGCUGCGGUCACCUAGAGGUGGCCCUCCUCUAUGACGCCCCCAUGCGGAAGAUGACUGUUCAUGUGCUACAAGCGCGGGAUAUUCCCAGUAGGGAUAGAGGACAGCCCACCAACACUCAGGUGCGCCUGAUCCUGUUGCCGAGCAAAAAGCAAAAGCACAAAACCAAAAUUCGCUCCGGCGAAAAUCCCCAAUACAUGGAGAGUUUCCUGCUGCAUCGCGUGAAUCCAGAAGACGUGAACUCGAUGGGGAUCAGACUGCGACUGUAUGGCUGUGAGCGGAUGCGCCGCGAACGACUUAUUGGCGAGGCCGUUGUGAGCUUCGCCAACAUCAACCUGGAGCUGGAGAACAACUUCUGGUUGACCAUGGAGUCCCGCUCCAACACCACG
Molecule: messenger RNA, 1704 nt
Organism: Dendroctonus ponderosae (mountain pine beetle)
Lineage: Eukaryota; Metazoa; Arthropoda; Insecta; Coleoptera; Curculionidae
Product: synaptotagmin-16
Source: RefSeq, a predicted model, not a curated record